Vigna radiata var. radiata (mung bean) is the source of this 1997-nucleotide messenger RNA. Its product is annotated as calcium and calcium/calmodulin-dependent serine/threonine-protein kinase. Gene Ontology annotation, cellular component: nucleus; cytoplasm. Gene Ontology annotation, molecular function: calcium-dependent protein serine/threonine kinase activity; ATP binding; calmodulin binding. The coding region runs from base 259 to 1833 and encodes 524 amino acids. The transcript has 9 exons. Gene Ontology annotation, biological process: peptidyl-serine phosphorylation; protein autophosphorylation; intracellular signal transduction. NCBI's taxonomy places the organism in Eukaryota, Viridiplantae, Streptophyta, Magnoliopsida, Fabales, Fabaceae. The record is from RefSeq and is a predicted model, not a curated record.
UACUUUUGUUUACUCUUGAUCUUGACACAGUUUUAAUGUCAAUGUGGCUAAAUGGUGAAGAUGGAAACAUUAAAGACAUAACAUAGUGCUAGCAGUUGACUCUGUCUUUGUCCCUUCCCAAAUACCUUCCACCAGCCACAUUGUUUUUUCUCUUGUACCUAUCCCAAUUUGCAUCAUAUUUUAUGCCAUAAACUCUUACAGAUUUUCUGAGUCUUCAAGAUUCCUUAGUUUCAAACACUUUGUGUGCAUCACAACAGCAUGGGGUAUGAAGCCAGAACACUCUCAGAUGAGUAUGAAGUCUCAGAUGUUCUAGGAAGAGGUGGAUUUUCUGUUGUUAGAAAAGGCACAAGAAAAUCAAGCAGUGACACCAAAACCCAUGUGGCCAUCAAAACUUUGAGAAGAUCAGGCACUGCCUCAAACCCUUCUGGGUUUCCAAGACCAAAGGGUGCUGCAGAGAAGAGCUCAGCAGCUAUGAUGGGGUUCCCAUGGAGACAAGUCUCAGUCUCAGAUGCCUUGCUCACCAAUGAGAUUCUUGUGAUGAGGAGAAUAGUGGAAAACGUUUCACCACACCCUAAUGUGAUUGACCUCUAUGAUGUGUAUGAGGACUCAAAUGGAGUGCACCUUGUGUUGGAGCUGUGUUCUGGUGGGGAACUGUUUGAUAGGAUUGUAGCACAAGAUAGGUACUCAGAGACUGAAGCUGCAGGUGUGGUUCGCCAGAUAGCUUCAGGAUUAGAGGCUAUUCAUAGAGCUAACAUUGUGCACAGAGACUUGAAGCCUGAGAAUUGUCUUUUCUUGGAUGUGAGGAGGGAUUCUCCUCUUAAGAUCAUGGACUUUGGUUUGAGUUCUGUUGAAGAAUUCACUGACCCAGUUGUUGGUUUGUUUGGAUCCAUUGAUUAUGUUUCACCAGAGGCUCUUUCUCAAGGGAAGAUAACAACCAAGAGUGAUAUGUGGUCUCUUGGGGUGAUUCUAUACAUCUUACUUUCUGGGUAUCCACCUUUCAUUGCUCAGACUAACCGCCAGAAACAACAAAUGAUAAUGAAUGGGAACUUCAGUUUCUAUGAGAAGACAUGGAAGGGCAUUACUCAAUCAGCAAAGCAGCUAAUUUCAGAUCUUCUGACAGUUGAUCCUAGUAGGAGACCUAGUGCUCAAGAUCUUCUGAGUCAUCCAUGGGUGGUAGGUGACAAGGCCAAGGAUGAUGCAAUGGACCCUGAGAUUGUCUCAAGAUUGCAGAGCUUCAACGCAAGACGCAAACUGCGUGCAGCUGCAAUUGCUAGUGUUUGGAGCUCCACAAUCUUCCUCAGAACCAAAAAGCUGAAAUCUUUGGUAGGAACACAUGAUCUCACAGAAGAGGAAAUUGAAAACCUCAGGAUAAAUUUUAAGAAAAUAUGUGUGAGUGGAGACAAUGCCACUCUAAGUGAGUUUGAAGAGGUGCUGAAAGCAAUGAAUAGGCCAUCACUGGUCCCUCUAGCACCACGAAUAUUUGACUUGUUUGACAAUAACCGUGAUGGAACAGUUGACAUGAGAGAGAUUCUAUGUGGCUUUUCCAGCUUCAAAAACUCCAAAGGAGAUGAUGCUCUUCGUUUGUGCUUCCAGAUGUAUGACACAGAUCGAUCAGGGUGCAUCACCAAGGAAGAAGUCGCAUCCAUGCUUAGAGCUUUACCAGAAGAGUGUUUGCCAGCUGAUAUCACUGAACCUGGGAAAUUGGAUGAGAUAUUUGACAGAAUGGAUGCCAACAGUGAUGGAAAAGUUACCUUUGAUGAAUUCAAAGCUGCCAUGCAGAGAGAUAGCUCUCUUCAAGAUCUUGUUCUCUCUUCUCUAAGACCACAAUCAUAGUUCUUCAAAUUUCCAUAAAUCUAUAUGCUACUCUUAUCAAUCAUGCACUGCUAUUUUUCUCCUUUUUUGUUCCCUUGAUACAGUAGGACUAUACAGUCAUGUUGUAUCAUAUAAUUUUUGCUUAGACAGUUAAUUAACUAUCAACAAUUAUGCUUCUUAUGUUA